Molecule: messenger RNA, 1374 nt
Organism: Encephalitozoon hellem ATCC 50504
Lineage: Eukaryota; Fungi; Microsporidia; Unikaryonidae
Exons: 1
Coding region: 1-1374 (457 amino acids)
Source: RefSeq, a predicted model, not a curated record
AUGGAAGAUGUGGAGAAUAUAAAGGCCUCAUACAAGAUGCUGAAGUGCAAAUGUGUUUACCUGAAGAGCUAUCUAGAGCACAUUAUCACCGUGUCGAAAAGAUCCUCCGACCUUCUUUUCCGUGCACUCCAGAUUCCAAGGGAUACUGCAUGGAAUGACCCACUGCUUAUGCAUUGUAUAGAGAUGAGUGAGAAGCAGAGGGCUGUAUUUGAUGAAGCAGGAGUACUUUAUGCAGAGAUGCUAUUCAAGGAGCUUGACGGGCUAAUUACAACCAUUGUCAACGACAUUCGGAUGAUUGAGGAGGAGGUGAGGACGAUUUCUGAAAAGCCUGCGGAGGGGCUGAAGGAACUGAGGGCGGCCAGGAACAAGCACAUGGAGGCCUGGACGCAUGGUAAGCAUGAUCCUUGGCUGACGGAGCUUGGGCUGAAGAGGGCUGUGAAAAAAGUUCUUUUGAUGGACGACGAGGCAAACCAUCUGAUGCACAGCAAGAUCGGGGUGUUUGCCACAUCUUUGCAGGGGGCCGGAGAGAGAUUCAAGGAGACAUUGAUGAGUUUUGUUCGGAUCCAAAGGCAAAAGUAUCAGAAGCUUCGGGACUCUACAGAUGUGGAGAUGAAGGGAUAUGAUGAGAUAGACAGGUUUUUUGACACUGUUUCAGAGUCGCCGAAGGAGAUGAGAGUGGAGACCAAGAAGGAAGAAAAGCUGAAAGAAAAGGUUGAUUCAUCAUUCGAAACAUUUGUGGAGGGCAUCAGCAAGGAAUUGAUAGGGAAAGGGAUAACUGUCAGAAAGAAUCUAGAGGUUUCGAAGUCCUCUGUAUGUAAGGUCAAGAAGGGGUAUACUGGAGACUGGAUCACAGCAUAUGUGGUAGUUACCUCGACGGGGUAUGCGCACUUUUUCGACAUUUGGGGGCUGCUAAAUGAGGCUGAGGAUCUUAAAAAUGCUGUUGAGAGAUUGAACGGAGGGGCUGGCAAGGGCCUUAUAUCUAUAUUUGAUGCAAAUAAGCCCAAGAGCGAGCCUGGAGAGGAUAGAAUGGUCUUUGAGGUGAAUGCCAGGAUUGGGGAGCUGGUUGAGACGUUUUCAGGCCCUACGACGUCCAUCUAUCUAAAUGACAAUAUUUACGAGCUUGAUAGAGAGAAGAGGCAGAUUUCUGUCUGCAACAAGCACCAGAAUGGAUUUGCUAGCUUCUUUGGGGUCAGUGAGGUGAAGAUAAAGCUCUUCACGCUUUCGAAUGCAAUAGAGAUAUUCCAUGCAUUCAAAAACAGGAAUUUACCUGAAGAAAAUGUAGUUGACUUUUCCGAGAGUCCUGAGAAUGUGAUUGAUGAGGGAAUAGGGUUUAAGGUCUUGUUGCAGGAAGAAAAUCCUUGGGUGAGUGGAUGA